UUACCUGCGAAUCUGAGGAGGGAGAGGGAAGAAAGGGAGAGAGAGAAAGGAGGGAAGGAAAGAAGAGAAGGGAGAGGGAGGGAAAAGGAAGGAGAAGGGGAAGAAGAGGGAGAGAGAGGGAAGGGGAGGGAGGAAAGGAAAGGGAGAAGGAGGGAGAAAAAAAAAAGAGGUAAAGAAGAGUUCGUUAUCUGAUCAGAAAACCUACCCAGGCUGUCCCAAAAGCGAAAGAUUCCGACGUCUACCCCUAGAGCCAGCAGACGGCAGUCAGGGAUGUGCGGCGGUCCAGCGGUCCAGCGGUCCCUGUCCUGGGCCUGCCGGGCGGCUCUGCGGAGGCUGCAGGGUUAAGCUCGGCCUCCGCCCACCGCGCGUGCGCAGCAGAGCUCAGGGGGGCUCCGGGCUCCCGGAGCUACAGGGCGACCGCGGGCUCUGGCGUGGGAAGCUUGACAGCCAGCCGGGGACACCUGCAGAGGCUGUUUCUGGUGCUGUCGUCUCAAAAAUGACAUCUCUAGUCUGUACACUGAUUGUCUUCUGAGCCCAGUGACGUCCAGUCGUCUCCAGACCUCAGACCCUUACGCCGACCAGAGAAUCUUACAGAGGAAAUGAUAAUUCUCCAAUUGUUACCUGAAGGGUCCAGUUGCAGCACAUGGAGACCCGGUUCAAUUAUGAACCUCAAGAACAUCACCUUCUGUCAGAUGGUGAGACUAAGAUCAAAAUUGGAGAGCCAGCUUCAGAGGAGGAAAUUACAGCAAUUAUUAAACCAUUUCCUGAAGAGUCAGACAAUCCCAGAGAGGAUGUUCUACAGGAUUCUGAAGGCAGAGAAUUCUGUGAAUUUGAAGAUAAAUUGAAUGAAGAGGAUCAGAACCUCCUUAAAAAAAUACAGUAUAACUGUGAUGAAUGUGGCCAAAGCUUUUCUUGGAGUACAGGCCUUAUUAGGCACCAAAGAACUCAUUGGGAAAAACCCUAUGAAUGUGAUAAAUGUGGAAAGGCCUUUCGUAUGAGCUCAGCUCUGGUUCUGCAUCAGAGAAUUCAUACUGGGGAGAAACCCUAUCCUUGUAAUUGGUGUGUUAAAAGCUUCAGUCGGAGCUCAGACCUUAUCAAACAUCAAAGAGUCCACACUGGUGAAAAACCUUAUAAAUGUGGUGAAUGUGGGAAAGCCUUCAGUCAGAGCUCAGAUCUUAUUAUACAUCAGAGAAUCCAUACAGGAGAAAAACCUUAUCAAUGUAGUCAUUGUAGUAAAAGUUUUAGCCAGCGCUCAGACCUGGUUAAACAUGAAAGAAUCCACACAGGAGAGAAGCCUUUUAUGUGUAACCAGUGUAACAAACAUUUCAGUCAGAGUUCUGAUGUUAUAAAACAUCAAAGAAUCCAUACUGGGGAGAAACCAUACAAGUGUGAUGUGUGUGGGAAAGCCUUCAGUCAGAGCUCAGAUCUCAUUCUACAUCAGAGAAUCCACACUGGGGAGAAGCCAUAUCCAUGUAACCAGUGUAGUAAAAGCUUCAGUCAGAACUCAGACCUCAUUAAACAUCGAAGGAUCCACACAGGAGAGAAGCCCUAUAAAUGUAAUGAAUGUGGGAAGGCUUUUAAUCAGAGCUCAGUCCUCAUUCUGCAUCAAAGAAUUCACACUGGAGAGAAACCCUAUCCAUGUAAUCAAUGUAGCAAAACUUUCAGUAGGCUUUCAGAUCUGAUUAAUCAUAAAAGAAUUCACACUGGAGAGAAGCCUUACCCAUGUAAUCAGUGUAAUAAAAUGUUUAGUCGACACUCAGAUCUUGUUAAGCAUCACAGAAUUCACACAGGUGAGAAGCCCUACGAAUGUGAUGAGUGUGGGAAAACCUUUAGUCAGAGCUCCAACCUUAUUCUACAUCAGAGAAUCCACACUGGAGAGAGACCCUACCCAUGUAAUGAUUGUACUAAAAGUUUUAGUCGUCGUUCAGAUCUCAUAAAGCACCAAAGAAUACACACCGGAGAGAAACCAUAUGCAUGUAAUCUGUGCAAUAAAAGUUUUAGUCAAAGCUCAGACCUCACCAAACAUCAGAGAGUACACUCUGGUGAAAAGCCCUAUCAUUGUGACAGCUGUGAGAAGGCUUUCAGUCAGAGUUCUGAACUUAUUCUUCAUCAGAGAAUCCACACUGGAGAAAAACCAUAUCCGUGCACUCAGUGCAGCAGAAGUUUCAGUCAGAACUCAGACCUCAUCAAACACCAGAGAAUCCACACUAGAGAAAAACCAUAUAAAUGUCACAAGUGUAGGAAAUUUUUCAGUCAGUGCUCAGCUCUUAUCCAACAUCAGAGAACCCACACUGGGGAGAAACCAUAUCCAUGUGUUCAAUGUGGCAAAAGCUUUCGUCAGCACUCUGGUCUCAUUAACCAUCACAGAAUCCACACUGGUGGAAAGCCAUAUAAGUGUGAUGCAUGUGGGGAAACCUUCAUCACAGAUCUUACUGAGCAUGAGAGAAUCCACACUGAGGAGAAACCCUAUCAGUGUGUGCAGUGCAGCAGAAGUUUUAACCAUGAUCUGAUUGAUCAUGAGAAAUUCCAUUCUGAGGAAGACAGCCUAAAUGUGAUGAAUGUGGGAAAACCUUUAAUGUAUACACCACCUUUCUUCAGUACCAGAGAUACCACAUCAGAGUAAAAAUCUUACGAAUGCUAUUAAUGAGCAUGAGAAAGGUUUUGCUCAAUGUAGCACCAACACAUUCUACAUUUAGGAAAAACAUGAGAGAGAAAACUAAUUUGAUUUUUAUAAUGAAAAUUAAUCUCAGCACUCU
Molecule: messenger RNA, 2756 nt
Organism: Castor canadensis (American beaver)
Lineage: Eukaryota; Metazoa; Chordata; Mammalia; Rodentia; Castoridae
Biological process (GO): regulation of transcription by RNA polymerase II
Cellular component (GO): nucleus
Molecular function (GO): RNA polymerase II cis-regulatory region sequence-specific DNA binding; DNA-binding transcription factor activity, RNA polymerase II-specific
Source: RefSeq, a predicted model, not a curated record